Messenger RNA from Notothenia coriiceps (black rockcod), 1819 nucleotides. It is a transcript of the gene vcp, whose product is annotated as valosin containing protein. NCBI's taxonomy places the organism in Eukaryota, Metazoa, Chordata, Actinopteri, Perciformes, Nototheniidae. Gene Ontology annotation, biological process: autophagosome maturation; mitotic spindle disassembly; retrograde protein transport, ER to cytosol. The coding region runs from base 16 to 1380 and encodes 454 amino acids. The record is from RefSeq and is a predicted model, not a curated record. Gene Ontology annotation, molecular function: ATP hydrolysis activity; ATP binding; polyubiquitin modification-dependent protein binding. The transcript has 8 exons. Gene Ontology annotation, cellular component: cytosol; nucleus; VCP-NPL4-UFD1 AAA ATPase complex.
UUGACUGCUAAGUGAAUGUUUGAUCUUCCACCACCCGCAGGGCGUUUCGACAGGGAAGUGGACAUUGGCAUCCCUGACGCCACCGGCAGAUUGGAGAUUCUCCAGAUUCACACCAAAAACAUGAAACUGUCUGACGAUGUUGACUUGGAACAGGUUGCCAAUGAGACCCAUGGACAUGUUGGUGCCGAUCUGGCUGCUCUGUGCUCCGAGGCCGCCCUGCAGGCCAUCAGGAAGAAGAUGGACCUGAUCGACCUUGAAGAUGAGACCAUUGAUGCUGAGGUCAUGAACUCCCUUGCUGUCACUAUGGACGACUUCAAGUGGGCCCUGAGCCAGAGCAACCCAUCAGCUCUGAGGGAGACGGUUGUCGAGGUUCCCAACGUCACCUGGGAGGACAUCGGCGGUCUGGAGGACGUCAAGCGGGAGCUGCAGGAGUUGGUGCAGUACCCAGUGGAGCACCCGGACAAGUUCCUCAAGUUCGGAAUGACCCCAUCCAAGGGCGUGCUGUUCUAUGGUCCCCCUGGUUGUGGUAAGACUCUCCUGGCUAAAGCCAUCGCCAACGAGUGCCAGGCUAACUUCAUCUCCAUCAAAGGACCCGAGCUGCUCACCAUGUGGUUCGGAGAGUCUGAGGCCAACGUCAGAGAGAUCUUCGACAAGGCUCGUCAAGCAGCCCCGUGCGUUCUCUUCUUUGAUGAGCUGGACUCCAUAGCCAAGGCUCGUGGAGGCAACGUGGGAGACGGAGGCGGAGCAGCCGACCGUGUCAUCAACCAGAUCCUCACGGAGAUGGACGGUAUGUCCAGCAAGAAGAACGUCUUCAUCAUCGGAGCCACAAACAGACCAGACAUCAUCGACCCCGCCAUCCUGAGACCCGGCCGCCUGGAUCAGCUCAUCUACAUCCCCCUGCCCGACGAGAAGAGCCGGAUGAACAUCCUGAAGGCCAACCUCCGCAAGAGCCCCAUCGCCAAGGAUGUGGACCUGGAAUUCCUGGCAAAGAUGACCAAUGGCUUCUCUGGAGCCGAUCUGACCGAGAUCUGCCAGCGGGCGUGUAAGCUGGCCAUCAGAGAGAGCAUCGAGAACGAGAUCCGCAGAGAGAGGGAGAGGCAGACCAACCCGUCAGCCAUGGAGGUGGAAGAGGACGAUCCUGUGCCCGAAAUCAGGAAGGACCACUUUGAGGAGGCGAUGCGAUUUGCUCGUCGCUCCGUCAGUGACAACGACAUUCGCAAAUAUGAGAUGUUUGCUCAGACACUGCAGCAGAGCCGUGGCUUCGGCAGCUUCAGGUUUCCCACCGGCACUGCAGGCGGCAGCGGGCCAACCCAAGGCUCAGGAGGAACUGGCACCGGCCCAGUGUUCAAUGAAGACAACGACGAUGACCUUUACGGAUAAAUGUACACUGCCCAUCAGUGGUCAGUACCGGGAUCACACCUGUACAAAUUCUCACCAGAUUCCACCUUUUUAGGACUUUGUGCUUCUUUCAUGUGUUCCUUUUUUUUGUAUGACUACCCUUGGAGAAAGCAUGUAGCCGCUUGGUUUGCCCUGGCUUUGAUGUGGGUGGGGGUUAGGGGAUGUUGGAUCUGGAAGGUGAGUGACUGAGGCAGAUUUAGGAGGGAAUUUAGGGGAGGGGGGUGGGGGUCAGUAUAUCACAACCAACAUGAAUGGCUUUAGUGACGGGGUUCUAUGCUAGACUAUAAGAAAGAAAAGAAAAAAACAUAUUGCUUAUGACUUACUCUUUUUUUUUUUUUUAAAUAAACAGUAGCAUAUAAUGUAUUACAAAUUUGUCAAAGUUAUGUUGUUGAAAAUAAAAUCUCACAAAAUGGAAGUGUUA